Molecule: messenger RNA, 1288 nt
Organism: Mangifera indica (mango)
Lineage: Eukaryota; Viridiplantae; Streptophyta; Magnoliopsida; Sapindales; Anacardiaceae
Product: membrane-anchored ubiquitin-fold protein 1-like
Exons: 5
Coding region: 512-865 (117 amino acids)
Molecular function (GO): protein binding
Source: RefSeq, a predicted model, not a curated record
ACUUCGAUAGGCUUUAGGAGGUUGGAAGGAGAAGGCAAGAAAUGGCAGCAUUGACCUUAGAUUUAGCAGACUUUGAAAACUCAUAAACUGCCCCCUCUCAGGCAACUCUUUUUAUAUCUUCUUUCUCUUUUUCUUAUUGAUAAUUCUUGAAAAGCCAUCACCUUUCAAACCUUCUCUCUUCUUUUUCUUUUUUCCCCUCGCCCGCUUCCUCAGUUUGAUAAAAACACAGUGACCCAGAUCAGUUCUGGAGGCAAGUAAGAUAAUUCAUCAAGGUUUUGGGUUUUUGAUUGGUUUGGAGGUGACCCAGUUGAGGAUUCUGGUUGAUUAUGUGUUAUAAUUGCAUACUAAAGUGAGAAUUUUGAUCAAUCUGGAAGACCUGAUUUGAGUACUUCUGUGAUUAUUGAUUACUCAUACUGAACGAUUUGAUAAAUACCAUAUGGGAAAGCUCCAGUGAGGAUCCUGGAGUUUUAAGUCUGAAAUAUUCUUGGAAUCAAUCAGAAGAAGGUUUUAGAUGGCAGGUGUACAAGAUCAGUUAGAGAUCAGGUUUCGGUUGACUGAUGGAUCCGAUAUAGGUCCCAAGAGUUUUCCUACUGCUACAAGCGUUGCAACCUUGAAGGAAAGCAUUCUUGCUCAAUGGCCUAAAGAAAAGGAGAAUGGUCCAAGGACUGUGAAAGACGUGAAGAUAAUAAGUGGAGGAAAGAUAUUGGAGAAUAACAAAACUUUGGGGGAGUGCCAGAGUCCACUAUGUGAUAUCCCUGGUGGCAUUACAACCAUGCACGUAGUUGUUCAACCUCCAUCUCAGGAGAAAGAAAGGAAAGCAGCUAGCCAUCCGAAGCAAAACAGAUGUGUUUGUGUUAUAUUAUAACUUGCAAUUCUGACAGUGGUCAAGACAUCAUUCACAGAUAAGCAGGCAUUGGAGCUGGUAUAUAUGAUUGAUUUGGUGACUUGUGCAUAGAUGAGACACAGUGGCAUUCCAAAUUUAUGAUAGGUCAUGUUUUUGUGAAGUUUACGCUCUCUUCAUAUGGCUGUUACAUUUUCAUCCAUUUGGUAUACCAUGUCUAUUGUUAAGUUGUUGAUUAGACUCUGCGAUCAAGCAACUAUAUACAGAUACAAUGUCUGAAAUUUGUGUCUCUCUUAUUGCUUUUAUUGUCAUCUUUAAUGUUUUUAGUCUUUUUUGCUUGUAUAAUUAUCGUUGGUAAUUGUCAAAUCAGACUUGGUGCUCCAAUUCAUGUUGAUGCUCAUGCUUUAGAAAGUGGAAAUGCUGGAAGUUCUGACUUGUUACAGUUUA